Anopheles maculipalpis is the source of this 3825-nucleotide messenger RNA. It is a transcript of the gene Cand1, whose product is annotated as cullin-associated NEDD8-dissociated protein 1. Lineage: Eukaryota; Metazoa; Arthropoda; Insecta; Diptera; Culicidae. Gene Ontology annotation, biological process: protein ubiquitination; SCF complex assembly. Gene Ontology annotation, cellular component: nucleus. The record is from RefSeq and is a predicted model, not a curated record. Bases 37 to 3753 code for a protein of 1238 amino acids. The transcript is spliced from 8 exons.
UAGCUGCUGCCGCCCGUGUGAAAAAACCUCAUCAGAAUGGCGUCGUAUCAGAUAGCGAAUCUGCUGGAGAAGAUGACGUCCAAUGAUAAGGACUUUCGCUUUAUGGCGACCAACGAUCUGAUGACGGAGCUACAAAAGGACAGCAUCAAGCUAGACGAUGAGUCGGAGAAGAAAGUCGUCCGCAUGGUGCUGCGUUUGCUGGAGGACAAGAAUGGUGAAGUGCAGAAUCUUGCCGUCAAAUGUCUUGGCCCGCUGGUGAACAAAGUGAAGGAAAAUCAGGUGGAAACGAUAGUGGAUCUGCUGUGCGCCAAUAUGGUGUCCAACAAUGAACAGCUGCGCGACAUUUCGAGCAUAGGACUGAAGACGGUCAUCUCGGAGCUGCCCCAAUCGUCCAAUUCGCUCGUGCCAAACGUUUGCCAGCGUAUCACCGGCAAGCUGAGUGUGGCGAUCGAAAAGGAAGACGUUUCGGUGCAGCUCGAAGCGUUGGACAUACUUUCGGAUCUGUUAUCGCGCUUCGGUGACCUGCUCGUUCCCUUUCACGAGCUGAUCCUGAAGGCGCUGGUGCCGCAACUCGGUUCAGCUCGGCAAGCAGUACGCAAGCGUACGAUAGUGGCACUGUCCCACCUGUUGACAACCUGCAACAACAACGCUUACAACAAGGUGAUCGAACAUUUGCUCGAUGGGCUGGAGAAGCCGCAAAAUCCUGGCACCAUCCGUACGUACAUUCAGUGUCUGGCAGCUAUUUGCCGGCAGGCCGGCCAUCGGUUGUGCAAUCACAUCGAGCGUGUGAUGUUCCUGCUGAAUCAGUACAGCUUACGGGAUGAUGACGAGCUGCGCGAGUUCUGUCUACAGGCCUGCGAAGCGUUUGUUCAGCGCUGUCCGGAAGCGAUCAUACCACAUAUUCCAACGAUUGUAGAUCUUUGCCUGAAAUAUAUCACCUACGAUCCAAAUUACAAUUACGAGGCAGAUGAUGGUGACGGUGGUACUUCGAUGGAAAUGGAAGACGAUGAAGAAAUCGACAGUGAAGAGUACAGCGAUGAUGACGAUAUGAGCUGGAAGGUACGCCGUUCGGCAGCAAAAUGUUUGGAAUCGGUCAUCUCGACAAGGCACGAGCUGUUGGAAGAAUUUUACAAAACACUUUCCCCUGCUCUUAUCGCACGCUUUAAAGAGCGCGAAGAAAACGUCAAAUCCGACAUAUUUCACGCAUACAUUGCUCUACUAAAAUCGACCCGUCCGAUGGGCGACGAUAUUGGGCACGAUCCCGAUUCGAUGGAGCAGAUUCCUGGUCCAAUCAGUAUGCUUACCGACCAGGUACCGACGAUAGUGAAGGCGGUACAACCCCUGAUGCGUGAAAAAUCCGUUAAAACCCGGCAAGAUUGCUUUCUGCUGCUGCGCGAACUAUUAAACGCUCUGCCUGGAGCACUUUCGAACCAUAUCGAUCAAUUGAUGAACGGCAUACAUUACUCGCUGAACGAUAAAAACUCGACGUCCAACAUGAAGAUCGAUGCGCUCGGCUUUGUAUAUUGUAUGCUGGUCGGACACAAUCCACAGGUGUUCCACGCGCACAUUCAGCUGCUCGUGCCACUCGUCGUAAACGCGGUGUUUGACCCGUUCUACAAAAUUGCUACCGAGGCACUGCUCGUCCUGCAACAGCUGGUGAAGGUGAUCCGGCCGCUCGAAAUGCAAACGUCGUUCGAUUUCACGCCGUACGUUAGCCAGCUGUACACGAGCACGCUGCAGAAGCUUCGUUCGCCCGAGGUCGAUCAGGAGGUGAAGGAACGAGCGAUCGCCUGCAUGGGACAGAUCAUUGCCAAUAUGGGCGAUGUGCUGCAACCGGAGCUGGUGACCUGUUUGCCAUUGUUUAUGGAGCGUCUGCGCAACGAAGUCACCCGGCUAAGCUCAGUGAAAGCGCUUACAAUGAUUGCUGCUUCGCCGCUGCGCGUUAACCUUAGUCCAAUCAUUGGCGAGGUAAUACCGGUACUGGGAUCGUUCCUGCGCAAAAAUCAGCGUGCCCUCAAACUAAACUCGCUCACGCUGCUUGACACGCUGGUGAGGCGUUACAGUCAAUUCUUGGAUCCUAUGCUACUGCGUGGUGCCGUGGCGGAAGUCCCACCGUUGCUGAGCGAAUCGGAUCUACACGUGGCGCAGCUUUCGCUCGUGCUGCUGACCUCGGUAGCACGCCAACAACCGGAAGCGCUGGUAGGCGUUCAUGAGCAAAUUUUGCAGGAAGUAAUGACAUUGGUACGAUCGCCAUUGCUGCAAGGAACGGCACUGAACUGUACGCUCAAGCUGUUCCAGGCACUGGUACAGGCUCAUCUGCCGGGACUGAGCUAUCGUCAUCUGUUGGCGAUGCUGAUGAAUCCGGUGUACAAUCAGCAACAGCACGGCGGUAGUCCACUGCACAAGCAAGCGUACCAUUCGCUGGCCAAGUGUAUUGCCGCCUUGACGCUACAGGUUCCGAACGAGGCGCUAACAGUGGCUGGCGAAUUUUUGCGCGAGAUUCAAAAUCGUCGCAAUGAUUCACAUCUCAUGUUUUACCUACUGACUAUCGGCGAAAUUGGACGUCACUUUAACCUCCACACGAUCGAUACACUAGCGCAAACUAUCCUGAACUGCUUUUCGGCCUCGUCUGAGGACGUGAAAGGAGCUGCCAGUCACGCGCUCGGUGCGAUCGCGGUCGGUAAUCUCAAUCACUAUCUGCCCUUCAUACUUAACGAGAUCGAGGCACAGCCAAAGCGUCAGUAUCUGCUGCUCCAUUCGCUGAAGGAAGUUAUUUCCUCGCUGUCGACCAGUAAGGCCGGACUGGAGCAACUGUUACCGUCCGUUCCAUCGAUAUGGACACAGCUGUUCAAGCACUGCGAAUGUUCGGAAGAAGGUUCGCGGAACGUGGUGGCCGAAUGUUUGGGUAAACUGGUGCUCGUUAACCCGGAAGAGUUGCUGCCUCAGCUACAGAUGGCAUUGCGAAGUGAAAGCGCACUCAUGCGUACCGCUGUCGUAUCGGCAAUCAAAUUUACCAUCUCCGACCAGCCCCAACCGAUCGAUCCACUGUUACGGCAAUGCAUUGGGCAGUUUUUGUUUGCCCUGCAGGAUCCGGAACCGUCAGUGCGGCGCGUUGCCCUGGUCGCAUUCAAUUCGGCAGUCCACAAUAAGCCAAGCUUGGUGCGCGAUCUGCUGCCCGAACUGUUGCCCCAACUCUACUCCGAGACGAAGGUAAAGAAGGAGCUGAUCCGGGAGGUGGAAAUGGGCCCGUUCAAGCAUACAGUUGAUGAUGGGCUUGACAUCCGGAAAGCGGCCUUCGAGUGUAUGUACACGCUGCUCGAGCAGGGUCUGGACCGGGUAGAUAUUAUGCAAUUUCUGGAACACGUGCAGGCGGGAUUACGCGAUCACUACGAUAUUAAGAUGUUGACGUAUCUUAUGACAGCCCGGUUGGCCGCACUGUGUCCGAAUGCUGUGCUGCAAAAACUCGAUCAGUUCGUAGAACCCCUCAGAGCUACCUGUACGCUAAAAGUGAAGGCAAAUUCGGUGAAACAGGAGUAUGAGAAGCAGGACGAAUUGAAGCGAUCUGCUUUGCGCGCCGUUGCUGCUUUGCUACAAAUUCCCAAGGCUGAUAAAAACAUAUACUUGGCGGAGUUUCUAAUCCUGAUCCGCAGUUCUUCUGAGUUGCAACCCCUUCUCGAAUCGGUUCAGAAGGAUUCAUCCGGACAGACAAAUAACAACAUCGACGGGCGUGACUCGUCGAUGGAUCAGAGCUAGGUGGAAAGGACGAAAAAGCGCAAGGUGGAUGGUGAACAUAAGUAGUCUGAUUACGAUGAUUACCCGUUUCUU